CCCAUCCACAUCACAAGUUCUCAUCGCACCCUAUCCGGAGCAGUCUCCGGCGUACAUGUCCCGCGCUAACUUGGAACUUGACGACUCUGACAUGCCCGAGGAGACUCACUUUGACGAAAAGCGCUCUCACCACGAUGAAAAGCGCCCCGAGAACGGCACGAAGGGCAAGCACGCCGUCCACUAUGACGACACCCCGAGCCCGCACGUAGACAGGUUCGAGCCACAACCCAUCUCGUCUCGUGCUUCCUCCAUCGCUGGCACGGACGAUGAGGAUGAAGAGUCUGCAUACGACUGGAGCGGCGAGGAGGAUUUGGUAGAUGAAGAAGCUAAAUUCGAGCAGGCCAUGGGUGUCAAAAAGAAACGAAAGUUUGGCUGCAUCCGCCUCAUCACGCUUCUGUUCUCCACCCUCAUCGGCUCGACCUUUCUCUCCGGACUCAUCAUCACCCCGGCGCUGCUCAUCCACUUCUUGUGGUACAAGCCACACCCCGACGAACACCGGAAAUUCGUCAAGGACAACGUCGAGGCCUGGCUCUUCUGGGCGGCUGCUAAUGUCUCCAUCUCCUGGGCUCUUGCGCUCAUUGUCGACAUCAUCCCGGUCAUCAUACGAUGGGUCAUCUCUCUGGCAUGGGGCCACGUGAGCGAGCUCAUCAAGAGCCGUCUCGAGCUGUACAACAGCGUGAAGGAUACGAUCAAGCCCGCGCUGUAUGCCGCGAGUUGCUGGGUCAGCUGGGUCAUCCUGUUCAACAAUAUCUUCAAGCUGUACGACAUGGAUAACGAGGACCAAAGUCGAGCGUCGUAUACGCCCAGGGUGUACCAAGGCAUCGAGUUCCUUUUCUUCUUUGCCCUUGUUAUAUGUGCGCAGAGGAUGUUGUCACACUUCAUCGCCUUCUCAUUCCAUCGUACCGCAUACAAGGAGCGUCUUGACGGUGUACAAGAAGCACUCCGGGUCAUCGAGAAGCUGCGCAUGUACCGUCCGAAGCGCCGUCAUGCGGCCAAGUCUUCCUUCGGUCGCACGACUCCCAGUGCAUUGGUCGGCCUGCUCACACCAGCUCACGAAAAGGACCGCUUCCUCGGUCACUCGAGACCCAGUACCCCCGGUGGCUCGCGCGCUGGCACUCCUGAUUUCGGUGGCCAAGACAGCGACGACGACCGGGAUGCGACCCUUGUGCAAUCGAAGAAGAAGGGCAAGGCACGGACGAGCUGGGUUCCUCACCCCCGUGGCCAAUCCGACCCCACGAACCUCCACAGCCAGCGGCCGGACCUACAGCUUGACGUGAACGAGCAGCACCGGUACCCCCCAUCCCCGCUUGCACAAAGCCCUGCGAACGCGAACGCGCCCCCCGCGCGUGCCCACCGGCGGAGCUCCGACUCGGACGAAGACGCAGCGGCGAUCGUGCAGCAGGCGGCGACCUCCGCCGCGAAGGUGCUCAAGUCCGCGAUGCUGCACGACGCGCGCGGGAUCCGGGGCACGAAGGACGGGGAGGAGGCGCUGGGCGGGCUCGUGUGGAACGUGACGUCGUCGCACGAGGCGAAGCGGCUCGCGCGGUCGAUCUGGACGGCGUUCCGCGAGCCCGGGCGCGGGUACCUGAUCCCGACGGACCUGGUGCCCGCGUUCGGGGGGAAGCUCGAGGAGGCGAAGAAGGCGUUCGCGGUGUUCGACACGGACAACAACGGGGACCUGUCGCGCGCGGAGAUCAAGACGACGCUGCUGAAGGUGUACAAGGAGCGCCGGUUCCUGAGCCGCUCGAUGCGCGACGUGGGCGAGGCGCUGAAGACGCUCGACGGGAUGCUGCUGUUCAUGGCGUUCUUGAUUUUGUUCUUCAUCUCGCUGAGCGUGUUUGGCGUGAACAUCGAGAGCUCGCUCACGAGUCUGUACACGAUCGGUAUUGGCGCGAGUUUCAUCUUCAAGAACUCGGCGAGCAAUGCGUUCGACGCGAUCAUGUUCUUGUUCGUCACCCACCCCUUCGACACGGGCGACCGCUGUUUCAUCGAUGAUGAGAACCUUGUUGUCAAGAAGAUGGGGUUGUUCGCUACGAUCUUCACGCGCUCGGACGGUACGGAGACAUACUACUUCAACAGCCAGCUGUUCAACAAGUUCAUUACGAACGUACGGCGGAGUGAUAAAACGGCAGAAAAUCUGGUGAUGCAGGUUGCAUGGCAGACGCCGAUGGAGAAGCUCGACCAGCUCGAGAAGUGUCUAUGCAAGUGGCUCGAGACGGAGGAGAACCGGUGGUACCAGCCGACGACGUCCGUCACACUCCAGCACAUCGACUACCAGCGCCACCUCGAGAUCACCAUCGGUAUCCCGUACAACAGCAACUGGCAGGACUGGGGCCUCCGGAAUCAGCGCAAGACCGCAUUCUACGCGGCCGUGAACUACUACUGCCGGCAGCUGGGCAUCACCGCGUACGAGUCGCCGCUCCCAGUCGCGUUCGCGAACCAGGAGACGGGCGAGGUGCUCAUGCCGGACAUCGACGCGACGCCCGCGGGCGACGAGGACGUGGACCCGCUCGAGUCGCCGGGCGGCGCGGAGCCCGUGGACCGCCGCGACGCGCCCGCGAGCAAGGAGCGCAUGCUCGGGUUCCAGGCGCCGCCCGAGGACGGGUUCCCGAGCGGGCUAAGGAGGCGCAAGCCGCGGAGCAAGAAGGCGAUCCUGCGCUCGUUUGGCGCUGAUGGUUUCUGAGCUCUUGCCGUUGGCUCGAUGUUGUUGCUGGCACACUCGCGUCUCUCUUCAUUUCAGACUGUUUCGUUACAGUCGGGCGCGGGCCGGGCGGUGUGGUGUAUAUGGAGGAAGGCUGGAUAUACCGGGUAUAUAGCGGUGGUCCUUACGGACGAUUUCUGUGCUUGGUUAUUGGACGAUGAUGAUGACACGUUUGACUUGAUACGAUCCCACACAUACAACCUUGCAUCUGCAUAUAGAAUACUCAUCCAUUCCGUUCCAGACUGUCGCAUAUAGACGGUCUCCUGUGCUAUCCUACAGUACCUCUCGAGACCAGUGCUCUCGCUAAACACAUACGUACGACCCUCGGUGCUAGCAAUCGAAUCCUCGUUAAACGUUAUCAUUAUUCUCGAGCCACCUGCCGACCAUGCCCAUGCAGCGCAAUCACGCAGGCGUGAUGUUGAACCACUUGUUGAACACGAGCUCCGGGUCGUACUUCUUCUUAAUCUGCUGCAGCUUCGAGUAGUUGACUCCAAACAGCAGCUUCGCCUUGUCGACAGGCACCGCGCCCUCCGUCGCCGACGCAUCGCUGUCCGGACUGUAGUUCCCGUACCCCACGCUCGCCUCCGUCCCGAACAGCCCUAUGAGCUCACGCGCCGCAUCGCGCGCGUACGCGAGCGCGGCCUCGCCGUCGUCGCGCGCGUACACCGCGGCGAGGAUGUUCGGCACGAGCGCGCGCGGGUAGGCCGUCGCGUCGUCCGGCACCGCGUUCGCGGCGGCGAGCGGGAAGUACUCGAGCAGCAGCCCGAUGUGGUACUCCUGCGACGCGGUGUGCGCGGCGACGCGCUCGAAGACGGUGGGGAGGAUGGAAAGCGGGAGCGGGGAGGGCGCGAACGCGCCCUUCAUGUACGCGUUCUGGCCGGGCGUCACGAUCUGGUUCUGGAGCGCGUUGAGCGACUCGUAGGGGAUCUCCUUGGUCAUGUCCGCGACGGGCUUUAGGUCGAAGAAGGCUUUGUAGGCCUGGCGGCCCUCUUCCUCCGAGCCGUUGUAGAACAGGAAGGCGACGAUGGCGGGCUGAUGCCCGGGCCCGCGCGUGAAGAUGUGAAUCAGGCCCUCCUUCCCGGAUGGCCCGUUGUUCCACCACGCCUCCGUCACCUUGAAGAGCUUGUCGAGCACGUCGGGCGUGAAGACCGCGGGGCCCGCGAAGACCGUGCGUCGCUGAGGGUGCAGCUGCAGGACAAACUCGGUGACGACACCGAAGUUCGAGCCCCCACCGCGGAGACCGAAGAAGAGGUCUGCGUUCUCGGACGCGUUCGCAGUGCGGAUGGCGCCGUCGGCGGUGACGACCGUAGCCUGUACGAGGUUGUCGAUAGCGAGGCCGUAUUCGCCGCUCAGCCAUCCGUAGCCGCCGCCCAGGACAAGGCCGCCAACUCCAGUGUGGUUGACCGUGCCGCCAACAGUAGCGAGCCCGUGCUCGAUAGCGGCCUUGUCGACGGUCUCCCAGAUCGCGCCGCCGCCAACGUAGGCGAGCUUCUUCUCGGGGUCGAUGCGCGCCCCAGCCAAGUACCGCGAGAGGUCGAUCACCAGCCCGCCCUCGCUCGAGGACGCGCCGGCAGGGUUGUGUCCGCCGCCCUUGAUCGCGAUGCGCAGACGGGCCUGCUUCGCAUACGCGAUUGCAGCGGAUACGUCUGCCGCGUCCUUGACGAACGCGACGACCGCCGCCUUGCGUGCCGCGUUCUUCGCCCAGCGGGCGAUGGCCUGGUCGUAUCCGACGUCUUCGGGAGUGAUGAGGUCGCCCUUGAAGGUCGAUUUAAAAGCUUGGAAGUCGGUCAUGUC
Molecule: messenger RNA, 4495 nt
Organism: Trametes versicolor FP-101664 SS1
Lineage: Eukaryota; Fungi; Basidiomycota; Agaricomycetes; Polyporales; Polyporaceae
Exons: 15
Coding region: 56-2683 (875 amino acids)
Biological process (GO): calcium ion transmembrane transport; intracellular calcium ion homeostasis
Cellular component (GO): membrane
Molecular function (GO): calcium ion binding; calcium channel activity
Source: RefSeq, a predicted model, not a curated record